Molecule: messenger RNA, 669 nt
Organism: Diatraea saccharalis (sugarcane borer)
Lineage: Eukaryota; Metazoa; Arthropoda; Insecta; Lepidoptera; Crambidae
Source: the annotation of a GenBank genome assembly
AUGGCGCAAGCGUGUAACAUGGAUCACAAUUAUAAAUUAGAAAAGAAGUAUUUGGAAUUGAAGAGGCUGGUGAUAGAGAAAACGGAGGAGCUGAAGAGGAGGGACAAAAUAAUAGCUAUACUAGAAAAUGAAAUUGAUGAAAAAGAUACGACCAUUAGAUAUCUUAAGAAUGAGAUUGAUAAAUUCAGACAGGUUGUUAAACCUUUGACAAGACAAAUAAUUGGAAACCAUAGAAACGGAUUAGAGGAAAUAGAAUGUUUUGUCAUGAAAACGCCUGGCAUAGAAAAUACUAGAAUAUUGCCGCUGGGUGAACCGCGACUCAAAAGGACUGCUAUAUCUGCAGAACCGUUGUCUUCACUAUCACAGGAGCAUGAAAUGAAACUGGUGAAGAUACCAAAAAAUCAAAAAGCCUUAGAGGUUAUUCUAAGACAGUCUUUCCAAGAUUAUUGUAUGCCGCCGUCAUUGUAUUUUAUGGACCCAAUUUACUAUAAUUUAAAGAUCCCGGGAGUUAAUCAAGAGCGCUAUCUUGGACAACGACUUCAUGAAGAAUCUGGAGAUGACACAGAUUCGGGAGAUAGUCGACUGCAUGUAUCCCGUGGAGUAUGCGGCGGGCAGCCUAAUCAUCAAGGAGGGAGAUGUCGGCAGCAUAGUUUAUGUUAUGGAGGGUAA